Molecule: messenger RNA, 2250 nt
Organism: Fusarium coffeatum
Lineage: Eukaryota; Fungi; Ascomycota; Sordariomycetes; Hypocreales; Nectriaceae
Exons: 3
Coding region: 1-2250 (749 amino acids)
Molecular function (GO): protein binding
Source: RefSeq, a predicted model, not a curated record
AUGGACCUCUAUGACGUCUCGAAAGAUGCCGGACAGAUCAGUCUCAUGAAGAGGCUCGAACGUUCCAUUGUGAAAGCAGAUGAGAACAAGGGACAUCUUGCCUACUACCACCCUCCCGAAGUCGUCAUCCGAACGUUUAUCAACAAAUUUCAGCCUGGGCCCCAGGGACCGCCGAUGAGACGCGAAGACCAAAAGACUACAGGUCAUGUAAUGCUCAUCACAAACCCUUAUACACCGUCCAUCACUCCGGUAGCCGAGCUUGAAGCCAUGCCGCUCUCACAGAUGCGCCUCCUGACGCCACAGCAUGGCAAGAAGGUCCUCAUACGCGUUAUCACCCCCCCAGUUCGAGACACCACUACUGUCAAAGCCGUUGUCGAAGACGAAGAAGGAACAGCUGCUUUCCUGGAACUUUCCCAGCAGCUCGAAGACAAGGUAGAACCACAUUGGGAGGUUGUGCUUCGCAAUUCAGUCGCCAUCAUCAAGGAGCCGUUCUUCAUCGACGAACCUUGCGCUGUGAAAGUCGACCACCCAGGUGAUAUCAUUUGGCUGCGCGAAGGAGAUGAAAGGAUCCCGCAGAAGUGGAGAGUCGUCAUGAAUCGCGGCGUACCUGACAGCCUGCCGCACAACACCGACUUUUACCGGAUGUAUGGCAACAAAUGCAUGGGUGAGAAGCAAUUCGCAGCAGCCCACCGCAUCUACUCCCUCGCGGUCGAGACAGCAGAGACUUUCGAGCAGAAACGAAUGACCUACCUGAACCGAUCGCUCGCCAACCUGAAGCUCGAUCGGCCAGCAAAAGCCUUAGCCGACGCUACCGCUCUCGACAGCGAGACCUCCGAACCGCAUGAGAAGACCCUGUAUCGUCAGGCCCAAGCUCACUAUGCUCUUGGUAAUUUCGAAGAAUGUGACGCAAAACUCCAGACCCUUCUCAAGAGCUUUCCGGAGAACAAGGCGGCCAAGGCCCAAAUUCGACGCUCUGGGGUCCGACAGCAUGAACAGAGAACUGGCGACUACAACUACAAGAGCAUGUACGAGCAGGCAAAGGCAACACCUCCGUUGAUUGACUGCGCUACAUACUCCAAGCCCGUCGAGGUUCGCGAGUCCCCCGGUCGUGGUCGUGGCCUCUUUACGACCAAGGCUGUGGCUGCUGGAGACCUUGUUCUAUGCGAAAAGGCAUUCUCAUACUCCUUUGUUGACGAAACCCUGAGCCCCACCCGUAUGCUCAUGAACUUGGCUACUCAGAAGAUUAUCAUUGGAGGCCCAGCUUACUUGCUGCCACAAGUUACGCAGAAGUUGUAUCACGACCCUCAGUUGCUUCCUGACUUCUAUGAGCUUUAUCAUGGAGAGCCCAACAAGGUGGAUGUCGUAGAGUGUGAUGGCGCACCCGUUGUUGACUCGUUCAAGGUUGAGAAGAUCAUCGCCAUGAACGCCUUUGGUGCCCCGAGAUCGACUUGCGAGAACCUGAAUGAUACCGAACGCGGUCGCAACCAGUCGCUGGAGCCCAUGUAUAGCACAUUUCCCACCGCCGGUAUCUGGCUUAUGGCUUCCAAGAUCAACCACUCUUGUGUUGGCAACUGCCGCCGCUCUUUUAUUGGCGACAUGCAGAUUGUUCGGGCUACCAAGGACAUCCCAGCCAACACCGAGCUGCUCUUCUGCUAUCAUCCUCCCAGCGGGUUGCAGUGUUACGGCGAAGUGCAGGAUCAUCUCUCCGAUUGGGGUUUCGUUUGCGAGUGCGCGCUCUGCAAAGAUCGAAAGAACACUAUCAACACCCAGCUGCAGCGACGCGCUGCUAUCUUCAACGAGUGCUUUGCACAUUACCAAGGCACCGGGGACAUCGAUAUUGCCAAAGGCAACCGACUCUUGAGGGGAAUCAAGAGUACGUACAAUGGAAAGGCAGCCAAGAAGGUUCGAAUUGAACUCGCAGUCGCCUAUACCGCUGCCUGCUCCUACUACGCAAGAGAGUGCAUGGCCUCCGAGGGUGGCGACACCGCCAUCAAGGCACUCGAAGCGCUGGGCUUCACCAUUAUGGCCUCAUUCACCGACCAGCCCAGACUCAAGGUCAAGGAGUGGGGAAUGGUGCACAACUAUGUGCCUUUUUUGUUUCUUCAGCUGGUUCAUGUUUACCGAGAUAUGGAGCCUGAAGUAGGCACAACUGCGCGAAAUUACGCCAAGCUUGCGUACUCCAUGCUCGUCGGGGAGAAAGAGACUAUGCCGAACAUGCUUUGCUGUGUUGACUGCGGCUGUUCCCUCUGA